Messenger RNA from Hypoxylon trugodes, 2381 nucleotides. Its product is annotated as beta-xylosidase. The record is from RefSeq and is a predicted model, not a curated record. The transcript is spliced from 2 exons. Bases 563 to 2365 code for a protein of 600 amino acids. Gene Ontology annotation, molecular function: hydrolase activity, hydrolyzing O-glycosyl compounds. Gene Ontology annotation, biological process: carbohydrate metabolic process. Lineage: Eukaryota; Fungi; Ascomycota; Sordariomycetes; Xylariales; Hypoxylaceae.
CGGCAUCUUCGAUCUUGUAUCGCUACAUAUUAGUAAUCUCGGGCUUUUAAAAACUUUUUCUGGAUUUUCUCACCGUGGUACAUAUAUAAAUGGAGACAUCCGGUGAAGACGUCAAGCUGCCUCGUUUGGGGACGGUGAAAGCUCCGCGGAGUCAGACUCGUCUCGGCGAUAGCCUUGCUUAGGUAGUGGCUUGUCGCUCUAAGCCAAGCACCCUAAAGCCUCAAGCUUGGUUGGAGUCGUCUGGGGUUUUCAAGACAUGCCUUCAAAAAAAGGCAAAGUCGACAAUUUCUACUUUUCGCGGGUAUACCACAUCGGAAAAGGGAAAUGGAUUCGGGAUCAUUAUCCCGAACGUGGAGUAUACCAAGACUUGUUGUCUGUCUAGGUCACUACUUAGGUAGUCCUCAAGGCGGGGUUAAAGAGAACCAUCACCUAUAAGCCUGUCGUUAAGGAAAUGAUCUGAACUAUUAUAAGACAGCAUGUCUCGCAUCUACGUGAAACGUCCAUAAUUGACGGGCCUCAAUUGGUUCACUGCCUUUCUAACCGGGUCAAAGGAGAAACAAAGAUGCAACCGUUUCACUAUUUGGUGUACGCCUUAGCUCUCCUCCAGCUAGGUGGAGUGUCAGCAGAGAACUCAACUUUUCAAAACCCGAUAAUCAGUGGAUUCCACCCGGAUCCGAGCUGUAUUUUCGUGCCCGAGUUCGAUAGUACAUGGUUCUGCGUGUCAUCAAGCUUCCUCGCCUUUCCGGGUCUGCCCAUCCAUGCUAGCAAGGACCUGAUCCACUGGAAACAUGUUUCCAACGCCUUCAGCCGCGCGGAUCAGCUCCCGGGCAUGGCUUUCCUGCCGAAAGCGACAAGCGGCAUCUAUGCGCCAACACUCCGUUUUCGCGAGGGUAUCUUCUACCUUACGACCACGUUAGUGAACCAGCAGCUCCCACGCGUCAACGAUUCACGAUGGGACAACUUCCUCCUAACGACCGAGGACCCCUAUACGUCUGACGCAUGGUCCGACCCGGUGCAUUUCUCUUUCCCAGGGUUCGACCCAAGUCCCUUCUGGGACGAGGAUGGCAAGACGUACGUCUCCGGCGCUCACACCGCAGCUUACUACCCAGGAAUCAUGCACGCGCCGCUCGACCUAGAAACAGGUGAAAUCGGCGAGAUCAUCAUGCCCUGGAACGGGACAGGCGGUGCAUCACCAGAAGCGCCGCACAUCUUUAAGCGCGAUGGGUGGUACUACCUGCUCCUCGCCGAAGGCGGGACACGUGAGCACCACAUGGUAACCAUGGCGCGAUCACGCAGUCUCCAAGGGCCGUACGAGCCAGCACCCAAUAACCCCCUGUUAACCGCCGCCAGCGACACUUCAUCCUACUUCCAAGCCGUAGGCCACGCCGACCUGUUCCAAGACGCAAACGGAAAUUGGUGGGGUGUCGCACUCGCAGUCCGCGCGGGCGGAUCCUACGGUGAAGCGCCGUAUUCCGCGAACUUCCCCAUCGGGCGAGAAACCGUUCUGACGCCAGUAACCUGGGACGAAGGCGGGUGGCCGAUAUUUACGCCUAUUUCAGGUACCAUGUCCGGCUGGCCCCUCCCCGAAACCGCCGUACCUUCACAAGGCGAAGGGCAACUCAGCGACGCCGAUGAUAACAUUACCUUCGCGCCAGGAACCCAACUCCCAAUCCACUUCAUCCACUGGCGUCUCCCGAAAUUGCGGAAUUAUGUCGUGUCCCCACCAGGCCACUGGAACACCCUCGCUCUCAAGUCCUCCGUUCUUAACCUCACCGGUUUUGAUGGGGACUUUGCGCUUGGUCGCGGCCAGACGUUUGUCGGACGGCGGAUGGCCCACUCGCUCUUCCGGUUUCGGAUUGAUGUUGAUUGGGCGAAUUCGUUGAUGAAGGAGGAGAUGGAGGUCGGUGUUUCGGUGAUUCAGGACCAGGCGCAGCAUUUUGAUCUUGGUGUUGUUAUGCUUAAGUCUACUGCGCAAGGGAGUAGUGGAGAGGUGAAGCCGUAUUUGCGGUUUAGAGGACACUCCGAGACGCCGUAUCAUGGGCUUCUAGGCGCGCCGAGCGAGGUUUACGAGUUACCGGAAGAUUGGGCUGGGCGUAAAUUGACGUUGCAGAUUGAAGCUGUGAAUAGCACGCACUUUGCAUUCUCAGCUGGUCCGGCUGGUGACGAAGGUGAGCUACGUGUUUUUGGGUAUUGUCGGGGUGAUGAGUUGGUGCCGUACUACUCAGGUGUUGUUCUCGGAGUCUACGCAACUACAAACGGGAAAUAUGGCGAAAAUGCAUUUGAGACUUACGUGUCGAAUUGGCGAUACACAGGUCUAAAACAAUUUACAUCACAAGAAGAUGUUGAUGGCUCAGAUAGAGGUUGAUAGGCAUUCGAUGUAU